Molecule: messenger RNA, 1588 nt
Organism: Solanum dulcamara
Lineage: Eukaryota; Viridiplantae; Streptophyta; Magnoliopsida; Solanales; Solanaceae
Exons: 7
Coding region: 149-1426 (425 amino acids)
Source: RefSeq, a predicted model, not a curated record
UAGAUAGCUAAAGGAAGUGUUUCCAUGGACAAAAUUUUGGAAUAAAUCCUCUUGGCCUCUUCUUGUCUUCCUACUCAUUACAGCACUAGACAACCACAAACGGUCAAAACAACCAUACAAAGACAAUAACAUUCCAAAAUUAAUCAUCAUGAUUAGUAAUUCUAAGCCAUUUUCAAUCAUUUUCUCAUUUGUUGGUUUCUUGUUUCUUGCUUCUAUAUUUGGUACUGUCAUCUCAGAUUCAACUAUGCAAGACACAAAGCAUCACUUGCUGACAAACCAAACUUUUAAACCAAAGCAAGAGUUGCUUAAACUUAAGAGAUUAAGGACUUAUCUCAGGAAGUUCAACAAGCCUGCAGUCAAGACAAUUCAGAGUUCAGAUGGAGAUCUAAUAGAUUGUGUAUUAUCUCAUCUUCAACCAGCUUUCGAUCAUCCUCACCUCAAAGGAAUGAAGCCAUUGGAACCUCCAACGAGGCCUAAAGCGAAUGAAUCGACAAAUGCAAUGAAAGAAAUUAGGAGCUAUCAGUUGUGGACAGUUUCAGGAGAAUCAUGCCCAGAAGGGACAAUUCCAAUUAGAAGAACUACAGAGAAAGAUGUUAUGAGAGCUAGUACUUUCCAAAGAUUUGGAAGAAAAACUAUAACAAGUGUAAGGCGCGACACAAUGAGCAACGAUCAUGAGCAUGCAAUAGCAUUUGUGAAUAGUGAAGAAUAUUAUGGAGCAAAGGCUAGUAUUAGUGUAUGGACACCAAAGGUAACAGACCAAUAUGAAUUCAGUCUGUCACAACUAUGGAUCAUUUCUGGCACUUUUGGUGAUGAUCUUAAUACCAUUGAAGCUGGCUGGCAGGUGAGUCCAGAACUAUAUGGAGACAUUUAUCCUAGGUUCUUCACAUAUUGGACGAGUGAUGCAUACCAAACCACUGGAUGCUACAAUUUACUGUGUUCAGGUUUUAUGCAAACAAACAACAGGAUUGCUAUGGGGGCUGCAAUAUCUCCAACAUCAUCACCUGAUGGUAGUCAAUUGGAUAUUGGCAUUAUGAUAUGGAAGGACCCAAAGCAUGGAAAUUGGUGGCUAGAAUUGGGGUCAGGGGAAUUAGUAGGGUACUGGCCAUCAUUCUUGUUCAGCCAUUUGCAAGAACAUGCAAGCAUGAUACAAUUUGGAGGAGAAAUAGUGAACUCAAGAUCAUCAAUGCAAGGAUUUCACACUUCAACACAAAUGGGAAGUGGUCAUUUUGCAUAUGAAGGCUAUGGCAAGGCAUCCUAUUUUAGAAACUUGCAAUUGGUUGAUUGGGACAAUAAUUUGGUCCCUUUAUCAAAUCUUCAUCUUUUAGCUGACCACCCCAAUUGCUAUGACAUUAAAGCUGGAAAAAAUAAUGUUUGGGGUGAUUAUUUUUACUAUGGUGGUCCUGGUAGGAAUUCAAAUUGUCCAUAAAGAAAAUGCUAUUUCAACAUUUUCUUGGUCCUGUACAUAUCAUGUAUUAUUUCUGUUUGUCAUAUUUUAUUACUAUAUUUUUAGAAGAAUGAAUUGGUUUUGCUCAUAACUAGUUUACUCACUAUUAUCUACAGCCAUGCAAUUUUUUGAUAAUAUACAAAA